Messenger RNA from Solenopsis invicta (red fire ant), 1553 nucleotides. RefSeq names its product nucleolar protein 10-like. Gene Ontology annotation, cellular component: nucleolus; small-subunit processome; nucleus. The record is from RefSeq and is a predicted model, not a curated record. The transcript is spliced from 7 exons. The coding region runs from base 316 to 1452 and encodes 378 amino acids. Gene Ontology annotation, biological process: maturation of SSU-rRNA from tricistronic rRNA transcript (SSU-rRNA, 5.8S rRNA, LSU-rRNA). Gene Ontology annotation, molecular function: protein binding. Lineage: Eukaryota; Metazoa; Arthropoda; Insecta; Hymenoptera; Formicidae.
AUUGUUAUAUAUUUUUACAGUAAUAAGAUAUACAGAAUAAAUCUUGAACGUGGUCAAUUUUUGCAACCAUUUGAAACAGAAGCAACAUCGAUAAAUAAAUGCGAGAUAAAUCCAUUGCAUCAUUUACUUACGGUUGGCACUCAGGAAGGAAAAAUUGAAGCUUGGGAUCCAAGAGUAAGGAAUAGAGUUGGCAUACUCGAUUGCGCUCUGCAUUGUAUUACUCAAGACAAAUUGGAAACUGUUCCUGCAAUUACUGCCUUGAAAUUUCAAGGGGGAUUGCAUUUAGGAGUUGGCACAUCAACAGGACAUGUAUUAAUGUAUGAUAUAAGAUCCAAUAAACCAUUUUUAACUAAAGAUCAUAUGUAUGGAUUACCAAUAACAUGCAUAGAUUUCCACCAAAAGAUGAAUCUUGUUUACUCUAUGGACAGUUCGAUUGUAAAAAUAUGGGAGAAAGAUACCGGUAAACUUUAUACUUCCAUAGAGGCUCAGCAUGACUUUAAUGAUUUGUCUGUCAUACCAAAUAGCGGUAUGCUGCUAACAGCUAAUGAAACUACAAAAAUGCAAGUAUAUUAUAUUCCUAGUCUUGGUCCCGCUCCUCGCUGGUGUAGUUUCCUUGAUAAUCUUACAGAGGAAUUGGAGGAACAAAAUUAUGAUAUCAUCUAUGAUGAUUACAAAUUUGUAACUGAUAAGGAACUGGACGAAUUAGGUCUUGCACAUUUGAAGGGUACUAAUCUACUCAGGGCUUAUAUGCACGGCUACUUUAUGGACAUCCGUUUGUAUAGGAAAGCAAGGGAUGUAAUGAAACCAUUUGAAUUUGAAGAAUACAAAAAAAGAAGAAUUCGUGACAAAAUUAAAGAGGAAGCCAUCAGCAGAGUACAGAUACAAAAGUUACCAAGUGUAAAUCAGGAAUUAGCAUUGAAAUUGAUGGAAAAUGCAAAUGUUAGUGACAAGAAGAAGCAAGCGUCUUCUAAUCUGUUGAAAGACGAGCGAUUUAAAGCUCUCUUUAGCAAUCCUGAUUUCCAAGUCGAUAAAAACUCCGAGGAAUAUAAUUUAUUGAAUCCUGUUAUUUCUCACCUUGCUAAAAGUAAAGAUAAAAAAUUGAAACGACAAUUGGCACGAGAAGAAGAAGAGGAAGAAGAAACUCAAAAUAAAUCUGACGAGGAUGAACCAAAAGAUAAAACAAAAAAAAUUCCAAGCAACAACUCGAAUGAAAUUAGACAUGAAGUGAGGUUUGAGGAAGGCGGACUGGAAAAGAAAAAACCGAACAAAUCCACGUUUGGCGAGAGAUUAGCAAAUGAAGAGACACACAAUAUUAAAGUGUCCGGUUCGCGUGGUAGCAGGGAGAUGACUUUUGUCAUCGAAAAGAAGAAACAACGACCAGAAGUAAAACGCCGUAGAACAGAAUACAAUGUGUUGCGGCCAGCAAGAAGCAUUUUAAGGAAAAAACGUUAAUUUUCACGUUUAAUAAGUGUUAAUAUGUAAAAAUUUAAUGUUAGUUUAUUAAUAUCUUUGUAUUAUAAUGUUGUAAAUAUAAAAAUUUUUAUUCAUUUUUA